UCAGUAAAAAAAAAGUAAAAAAAAAAGUUGUGGACUGGCGCACACUCGCUUGAAAGGGAAAGGAGCGGUGCAAGGCAUUAGCUUUGCACUUAAUGAAACAGUGGGUAUUCACAAACUUUUCCGAGUUUUCUAAGGUUUGGCUUUCCCUACAAGUCACAAUGCUGGAAUACAGUUGGUAUGGGCAGGUCCAGACCCACUUGGACAAUCCAUCUAGGUAUCACGUUCAGCAAACUCAGAGGCAUCAAGUGAAGCAGUACCUAACGCUGGAUGCGAAGCUGUCUAGCCAAAGCCUGUCAUCUCAUUCCCAUUCAAUCCAUUCUUCAGCAGCUAUGCCCAUAUUAAGGAGUGGGCCUAUGCCUCCGACCAACAUCAGCACUCCUGGGAGUCCAGUGACCAAGUUAUUAAGUCUUGGAGGAGAACAAGAAAAUGCGAUGGAGGACGUUAUCGAUGACAUAAUCAACAUGGAAUCUAGUUUUAAGGAUGAAGGGAUAGGUUGCUCGGAAACACCGCUUCUCUUGCAAAGCACUCUUUCAAGUAGCAUUUUGGAUAUAUACAACAGUGACCAAGGAAUGCCAGCUGCUAAUAUGGGCCUCACGAAUGCAUCCUGCCCAUCUAAUUUGCCUGUUAAAAGGGAAAUCACAGAAACAGAUACUCGAGCAAUGGCAAAGGAGAGGCAAAAAAAGGAUAACCAUAAUCUCAUUGAAAGAAGAAGACGGUACAACAUUAAUUACCGGAUCAAGGAGCUUGGUACACUUAUCCCAAAGUCUAAUGAUCCUGAUAUGCGCUGGAACAAAGGAACUAUUUUAAAAGCAUCGGUGGAGUAUAUCAAGUGGUUACAAAAAGAACAACAAAGAGGCAGAGAAUUAGAGCAUAGACAGAAGAAAUUAGAACAGGCCAAUAGGAGGCUUUUGCUUCGAAUUCAGGAACUAGAAAUACAAGCACGAGCUCAUGGCCUGCCAAUCAUGCCUACAAUCAGCACGGUGGACUUAGCAUCCCAUGUCAUGAAACAGCAGGUCUAUCAAGAAGAGAAUUCAGUAGACUAUUCUCAACAUCUUGCUGUGGUCCACGAGCAACACUCUGACCUUGGUGAUGCCUCUGCAGCCUUUUCGGAUCCACUCUCGCACUUUACAGAUUUGUCUUUUAGUGCCGCUUUGAAAGAGCAGAGGUUGGAUGACAUAUUGCUGGACGAUACAAUAUCACCAUUUGGGACAGAUCCACUGUUAUCCUCUGUGUCUCCUGCUGUGUCCAAAGGAAGCAGCAGAAGAAGUAGCUUCAGUUCAGAUGAUGGAGAUGAUGUAUAGCACGGAAAAGACUGCAUAGUUAGGGUGCUGCUGUUUUGUUUUGUUUUGACUUGUUGGUGCUAAGAAAAUUAUGAAACAUAUUUAUGUUGUUGCUCAGCUCAACUGGAAAAAGAAAGGAGUCAGCUGUUGUUGAGAGAACCUCCCUGGGAAUAUAUAGUUUAGGUGUGUGCAUACAACACAGAUGAGCAAUAGAGUGAAAAGCAGUGCUAUUUUUAUAGAAAAAGAGGUUCCGGAAGUCACCUCCCUUGUUCUCUUAGAAUGGCACCUGAGACAUGCCAGAACCCACCUGAGAGGUGCGAGAACUGAGUUCCUGUGAGUUCCCCCUGGAAAGAAGUGAUGGUGAAAAGCAUAUCUUUGGUUGGAAGUGAUCACAGUAACACUGAUAUUUCAAAGCUGACAUUUUGCAAUGGAUAAGAUCUAGACUUGGUCAUGCCACUGAAAUUUGUAGGGCCCCAUUAAGACAAGACUAACUUCAGUUUUAUUGAUUUCAAUGGAUCUGCUCUCAGUGUGACCCAGUCUGGAUCCAAUCCACUGAUUCAUAUUUAUUUACUAAUAAUGCUGCAGAUGUGUUUCCUUGCAAUUAUACACCAAUAUUGUACCCAGUGUUUUUUUCUAGACAAAUAGGUGCCGGUAUUCACCAGGAAGUUGUUACAGUAAGUGCCACACUUUUUAACAAAGACAAAAAGAGGUGCUGGUUUUGCAAACCCUUGAAUACCCCCUGAAAAAAAAGCACUGGUUGUAUCCCCAAAAAACCAGUGGACUGCUGUCGGGGCUGUGUUGGGCCCAAAGGCAGCCAUACAUGACUCAAGAUUUGGAGAUGGGUAUAACAAUUUGGGAGCCUGAAGUAAGAGAUGGUGAAGCCACAACCUGAAGUUCAGCAAGCAGACGGUACUGUUCUGUUGACCAAUCAAAGGCAAAAAGCUAGACUACUACUGUUUAUAACAGAAUCUGUCAUCCCAAAGGAGCUGAGAAUGGCUGCUUCCCCGGUUCAAGGGUGGACGGUGGUUGGAUCCUGUUGCAAUGACUCUGGGACCGACCAGAGCACCACCACCUUCCCAUUAGCUCUAUUCCUGGCUGCUGUGGAGCAACACGGAUCCCCGCCAGACCUGGUUUGAAUUUCAGCCAAUCCAUGGUGGCCUGGGGGCGGGCAUUCAGGAGCCGACCUUGGAGCGGUAGUUUUCAGUCCAGUCUGCUCCUAGACCAUAUAAACUGGCCAGCACUGCUCUCCCAAAGGAGCUGAGAAUACUCUGGGUCUACAGUAGCUAACCAAGCUAGGCCUGAAACUGAGAGGCACGUGGUUUAAGCACCGGAGUCUCUGU
Podarcis raffonei (Aeolian wall lizard) is the source of this 2620-nucleotide messenger RNA. It is a transcript of the gene TFEC, whose product is annotated as transcription factor EC. NCBI's taxonomy places the organism in Eukaryota, Metazoa, Chordata, Lepidosauria, Squamata, Lacertidae. Gene Ontology annotation, molecular function: protein dimerization activity; RNA polymerase II cis-regulatory region sequence-specific DNA binding; DNA-binding transcription factor activity, RNA polymerase II-specific. The transcript is spliced from 8 exons. The record is from RefSeq and is a predicted model, not a curated record. Gene Ontology annotation, biological process: regulation of transcription by RNA polymerase II. Gene Ontology annotation, cellular component: nucleus. Bases 93 to 1301 code for a protein of 402 amino acids.